Messenger RNA from Striga asiatica, 1905 nucleotides. The record is from the annotation of a GenBank genome assembly. Lineage: Eukaryota; Viridiplantae; Streptophyta; Magnoliopsida; Lamiales; Orobanchaceae.
AGUCAAUGGAGGCUGCGUGAAAAGCACAUACACCCUACACAAACCCAUAUUUGUCUUUGUGCAGCUAGUUUUGUGUUGUAUCUUAGUAGUUUACAAGUUGGGGAGGGACCAGACUCCGCCAUUAAUGCCCUUUUUCUCCCAACCGCCAUCUUCCGCUUUUUAGUGCACUUAUCUUCAAUCCUCACAUUAUUCAUCUUUCUCUUUCUCUCUCUUCUUCACGUUUCUCGUGUUUACUCUAGUCUUAGAGUUGAUUUACAAGCAGUAGAGCCACAAACGUGAGUGUUUCCUUCUCUUCUCUUUAUAUGUAUGUUAUGUGUGUGUGUGUGUGUGUCUGUCUACGUAAACACGUUUGUGCUGUAUAUACUGUUUGUCAAUUGUCUAUACAUAAUUAUGUCUUGAUUAAUGCUGGAAAGGAGUUGGUCGAGUCAGAUUGAGACCAAUCUCUCCAAAAGACAUGGGGAUUUGUUUUAGUGCGAGAAUCAAAGCUGAAAGCACAGCUCAUACUGGUGUGAAUUCACAAUACGUGAGCUCGGUUGAUAGCAGCAAGGUUUUGUCGACUUCAAUCCCUCCCACUCCCCGAACAGAAGGCGAGAUCUUGAUGUCAUCAAAUUUGAAGAGCUUUACCUUCUCCAAUCUGAAAAUGGCGACUCGUAACUUUCGACCCGAUAGCUUAAUCGGUGGUGGCGGGUUUGGGUCCGUCUUCAAAGGCUGGAUUGACGAGAACUCGUUUGCUGCCGCUAAACCCGGGACAGGCAUGAUUAUUGCCGUCAAGAAGCUUAACCAAGAAAGCUUUCAAGGGCAUCGAGAGUGGCUGGCAGAAGUGAACUAUCUGGGGCAGUUCUCCCAUCCUAAUCUGGUGAAACUCAUUGGCUACUGUUUGGAGGACGAUUAUAGGCUUUUGGUGUACGAGUUUAUGCCUCGGGGAAGCUUGGAGAAUCAUCUCUUUAGAAGGGGUUCGUAUUUCCAGCCUCUUUCUUGGAGCCUCCGCCUCAAAGUUGCUCUUGGGGCUGCAAAGGGGCUUGCGUUUCUUCAUAGCGAUGAGGCUAAAGUCAUAUACAGAGACUUCAAAACAUCCAACAUACUACUUGACUCUAACUACGAUGCGAAACUCUCGGAUUUUGGAUUGGCCAAGGAUGGGCCGACUGGUGGCAAAAGCCAUGUCUCGACAAGGGUCAUGGGAACCUACGGAUAUGCAGCUCCAGAAUAUAUAGCUACCGGUCAUUUGAGUGCAAAGAGCGAUGUAUAUAGCUAUGGAGUGGUGCUGCUCGAGCUACUUUCAGGCAGAAGGGCAAUCGACAAGAACAGACCAAAUGGGGAACAAAAGCUCGUUGAGUGGUCAAGGCCGUAUUUGGGCGACAAACGCAAGGUUUUACGGAUAAUGGACAACCGAUUGGAAGGGCAGUACACAAUUGAUAUGGUCCAGCAAGUGGCUGCCAUUGCUUUGCGCUGUGUUUCAAUGGAGCCCAGGCUAAGGCCCAAGAUGGCAGAUAUUGUUAAUGGGCUCGAGCAGCUUCAGAAUUUCGAAAAUACGGGCAGUAACAAUGGUGGGCCCAGGAGGCGCAGGCAUAGUGCUGGUGACGCCAGCUGUCGGCUUGUGAAUGCGCCUCACUCGAGACCUUCUGCUUUGACUUCCGAUGCUUAGUUUAGAAAAUAUAAGCUGGGUUACUCUUAUAUAUAUAGUUGUAUGGACUAUAUACUGGUUUUGUAUAGUAGCUUCUUCAGUUGACUCACUUCUUGGCCUUAUAUUCUGUCUAGGUUUGUGUUUUCUCACGUGAAAUUGUGAAAAUCAGCUCAGAUAAACUAGUCUGAUGCCAUCAUGUUACGAUGGUGAAAAAAUAAAAAAUAAAAAAUCAUCUGGUGUGUAUAUUGUUAAUGAGCAUUGUUGUUUGAAUUAUAUUGCCAAGA